Messenger RNA from Hyposmocoma kahamanoa, 978 nucleotides. RefSeq lists its product as uncharacterized. The transcript is spliced from 4 exons. The coding region runs from base 1 to 978 and encodes 325 amino acids. The record is from RefSeq and is a predicted model, not a curated record. NCBI's taxonomy places the organism in Eukaryota, Metazoa, Arthropoda, Insecta, Lepidoptera, Cosmopterigidae.
AUGACAGUCGACAACGCAACUGCAAAAACCAAAUUCAUAUAUGAACUUGGAAAACUACUGCCACAUUUUGAUUCGGAUAAUCAACAUUUUCGGUGCAUUGCUCACAUCUUGAACCUGGGCGCACAAGAUUUAUUGAAUAACUUAGCGUUAAAUAUUGAAACUGACAGUCAAGAACAAGAACAGCAGUGUGAAGACGAAGAAGAGCAAGUUAAAGAAUAUGUGCCAAAUAUUUCUGACUCAAAUCCAAGGCACAAAUCUCAGACUUUCCAUGUGACAAUGUGGGGACAACAACUAAAAUCUGAAAGCCUGCGUAAAUUUGAAGAACUUUAUAAGGAAUAUAAAAACCUACACGCAGUGCCUGGAUCUCCAGGAUUACCAAGACAUGACAAUGAAGUAUGUGAAUGUGAUGAAGACGAAGACGCGCUGGCCGACCAGGAGUCAAGGGUCGUACAGACUAACUCGGGCGCUCUACGCAGACUGAACCUACUCGAGCAACACGCACGUGAAACAAAUGUCGAAAUAAAUGGAAUCCCCGAGCACAAGCCUGAAAAUCAUGUCUCCGUAUUUAAGCAAUUAAGUUCUGCGGUUUCAAGACCCAUUGCUGAUACUAAUGUUCUGUUUUGCACGCGGGUUCGGAAGAUGGAUGAUUCUAGUGAAAGGUCAUGCGCUAUUGUAGUGAAGCUCCCUAGCACUGAAAUACGUGACGAAAUCCUGGCUGCUGUUGCCAAAUUUAAUAAAGCCACUCCAUCUGAAAAGCUUCACUCUGGACACCUCGGCUAUGGUGGAAAAACGUCGCCGAUAUUUGUAUCAGAACACCUGGCUCCAUAUUACAAAGCACUUCACGCUCGUACGAGACAUGUUGCCCGAGAUAAGGAUUAUAAAUACGUAUGGAUUCGCAACGGCCGUAUCUUCGUUCGGAAAAAUGAUCAGUCUCCUGCUAAACAAAUCAAGUCGUAUGAAAACCUGAAUAACCUGUAA